This is a messenger RNA of Amoebophrya sp. A25, 182 nucleotides long. NCBI's taxonomy places the organism in Eukaryota, Dinophyceae, Syndiniales, Amoebophryaceae. The record is from the annotation of a GenBank genome assembly.
GGAGCUUUACUCGCGUGGUAAAGCGCUGAACCCGAAGCGAAUCCGCCGCGCUGGUGAUAUAGUCGCGCGUUACCUUGGUGCGGCUGCCACUGCUUCGACGGCUUCUGCUGGGGCGGCCGCGGUGUCCUCUGGUUCAGAAGACCUGUCAAGAGGUAAGUCUAUCCCAACUUCUGUGCCUGUUG